CCAUUAAUCCCCCACAAAUUUAUAUCAAUUCAAAAGCAACAAAUAUUAAAGGCCCCUCUCUUACAUCCACCCAUGUCGGUGAUAUCUUAUUAUUCUUCCCACCCAUAAUUCUUUCUUCUUUUCUUUUUUCUCUUUUAAAUAUAUCUCACUUCCGACUUUUCUCAUAUAAAUAUAAAUAACCCUAUUAUUUUUCCCCAACACAAUCCCCAAAAAACCCAGAAUUCCUCCCUGUUUCUCUCUCCUCUCUUCUCUCACAACCCAUUUUCUUUCUACUUCACAAUACCUUUUUUUUUCUUUUUUUUUUAACAGUUUUCCGCCAUGGAAACAGGGUCAACGAAAAAGAGAGAGAGAGUAGAGAAGCCAUACAAAGGUAUAAGGAUGAGAAAGUGGGGUAAAUGGGUCGCUGAGAUUCGAGAACCUAAUAAACGGUCUAGAAUUUGGUUAGGUUCUUAUUCAACCCCGGUAGCUGCCGCACGAGCGUACGAUACGGCUGUGUAUUAUCUUCGUGGUCCAUCCGCACGGCUUAAUUUUCCGGAGUUACUCAUGGGAGAGUGUAGAUUAAGUGAUUUAUCCGCUGCUUCGAUCCGAAAAAAGGCGAUUGAAGUCGGAGCUAGGGUUGAUGCUCUUGAAACUACUUUUCAACGAUCCAAUAAUAAUAAUAACAACCUCAACAAUAUUAAGGGAUCCGAACCCGAAGAUACUGAAAAGAGUACCGGGUUAUGUGGCUGGGUUGUUGAUGUAAAACCAGAUUUGAAUAAGUUACCAGAAGAUUCAGAUGAGUGGGAAGAUUGAUGAAAAGAGGAAGAUAAAAGCUAAAGAGUUUUUUGUUUCUUUUUUUCCUUUUUUUUUUUUGAAUUAUUAAAUUAGAUAGAGUUGAAAAAGAAGAGGAAAAGAAGGAAGCAAUAAGUUGUUGCUUUUCGGCACGGCCGUGCAAGAUGGAUGUCGUGGUUGAGGAUUAGAUGUCGGUGGCUGCUAACGGAGGAGAGAGAAUAAUUGCUAAAUACAACUUUUCCUAUAAUUGUGCAAAUUUUUAUGUGGGACCAGUUUACAAAUCCACCCUUUCUCUUCUUUUUUUUUUUUUUCUUUUUGUUUUUUAAUUUUAGUUUUAUUAGUUAGAGUUUUUUUUAACCCUUAAAUUUUCUUUUUCUGGGAGAUUGAUAAAGGAAAAUUCGGGGGAUGCUACUCUGUAAGACAGUAAAGAGGAAAAACAUUGUAAAUAUGUCUUUCGUUAAAAUUUUAUUAUAUGAUAGUAGAGAUUUAGCAACUUUUUAAAUGUUUUUAUUCCAAAUUAAAUGUACUUUUAUAUUAGCAUAUGUUCAAAUAAAACUUGGAAGGAA
Molecule: messenger RNA, 1337 nt
Organism: Amaranthus tricolor (Joseph's coat)
Lineage: Eukaryota; Viridiplantae; Streptophyta; Magnoliopsida; Caryophyllales; Amaranthaceae
Product: ethylene-responsive transcription factor ERF010-like
Exons: 1
Coding region: 319-792 (157 amino acids)
Biological process (GO): regulation of DNA-templated transcription
Molecular function (GO): DNA binding; DNA-binding transcription factor activity
Source: RefSeq, a predicted model, not a curated record